Molecule: messenger RNA, 3656 nt
Organism: Anguilla anguilla (European eel)
Lineage: Eukaryota; Metazoa; Chordata; Actinopteri; Anguilliformes; Anguillidae
Gene: ano7
Product: anoctamin 7
Exons: 24
Coding region: 214-2913 (899 amino acids)
Biological process (GO): chloride transmembrane transport; calcium activated phospholipid scrambling
Cellular component (GO): plasma membrane
Molecular function (GO): chloride channel activity; protein dimerization activity
Source: RefSeq, a predicted model, not a curated record
UUUAUGAUCAGUGCUUUUGUUCUCCUAUCUGAAUCAAACUCCUGCCCUGGAGAUUUCUUUCUCAAGCAAGAAGAGGAGAUCAGAGCGGGACUGGAAUCACUGAAGCCAGCUUGGAUCUUCCAGAAACUGACGUCAUUUAACAGUCUUCAGAAGGAGUUGGAAGGGUAGUGAGGGGGAGUCUGGGUGAGGGGAACAGGAGGGAAGACACUGAACAUGGCUGCCAUGAUGAAGAAGAAGCAAAAAAAAGAGGACAAAGCCAACCUCAUUGCCAUGGCGAUGCAGCCAGACCUGAACUACGGCAGCAUGGUUACUGAGGAACAGGUCACUGCCCCGGACAGGAACGUGCUCAGCGAUGGGGUCACCCGCAUUGACUUUGUGCUGGUGUGGGAAGAAGGACUCCCAGAGAUGAAGGGUGAGAAAACAGAAGAAAAGGCGUCCCAUUCUCAUAAGGAUUCACACAGGAAGUGGAGGGAAAACUUCCUGACCAAGCUGCAGGCUGCAGGCAUCCUUCUAGAGAAGAUGGUGGUGGAUAAUGACACAAAGCAGAUCACCUAUGUGCUCCUCAGUGCCCCCUGGAGUGUGUUGUGUUACUACGCUGAGGACAUCAGCCUCAGAGUUCCCUUGCAGGAGGUUCCUCUCAAAACAUGCAACUGGUCGGAAAAGUUCCUUCGGAAACUGUCCAUCCCCAACCUGAUGGCUGAGGAUGUGCCCAACCAGCCACCAGACUUCUAUGCCUGCCAGUUCCACGCACACAAACUGGACAGGUAUUUGGGUAGCGACAAUAAGGACACUUUCUUCCAGAACACCCAGAGACACGAGAUUGUAUAUGAGAUUUUGGCCAGGACACCCUAUGGAGUGGUGAAGAAAGGAGAGGUCGGAAUCGACAGACUGGUCAACGAGAAAGUCUUUUCAGCAGCAUACCCUCUUCAUGAGGGUCCGUUUGAGAUGCCUGAGGGUGAUGUAGACCCAAAGACCUUGAGCCUGCGCCAGAUUCUGCACCACUACUGGGCACGCUGGGGCUGCUGGAGGAAGUACCAGCCCCUGGACCACGUUCGCCAGUACUACGGGGAGAAGAUCGCUCUGUAUUUCGCCUGGCUGGGAUUCUAUAUAGGUUGGCUGUUGCCUGCUACUGUGGUGGGAACAGUAGUGUUCCUGUUUGGAAUUUGGGUUGUGGUUACUGAUGUGCCAGCUAAAGAGCUUUGUGACAGUGGAGGCACCUACAUUAUGUGUCCCCUCUGCGAAACCUGUACCUACUGGAACCUCUCCAGCAUCUGCUUGACCUUCAAGGCAGGGCUGCUGUUUGACCACGGGGGAACAGUGUUCCUCAGCGUCUUCAUGUCUCUGUGGGCUGUAGCCUUUCUGGAGUACUGGAAGCGCACCAACGCUGUCCUGGCCCACCGCUGGGACUGCUCUAACUUUGAGGAGACCGAUGAACGCCCAAGGCCAGAGUACUGUGCCUUGGCGCCCAUGACCAUACGUAAUCCUGUGACGGGUGCGGAAGAGCCCUACUUCCCUGAGGGCACUCGGUUCAGACGCAUCCUCACCGGCUGCAUGGCCAUCGUCAUCAUGAUUGCGGUCGUCGUGAUGUUUCUGAUUGGCAUCAUCAUAUACAGAACCAUUUUGCACAUCAUCAUCUCCAAGUCCAAAAAUACCUUCUUCAUGUUCUCUGCUGGGAGGAUAGCCAGCAUUACCGGCUCUGUGCUCAAUCUCAUAGUGAUCCUGUUGUUGUCCCAAGUGUACAUCUCCCUGGCCCGAGUGCUGACACGCUGGGAGAUGCACCGCACUCAGACAAAGUAUGAGGAUGCUUUUAUCCUGAAGGUCUUCAUAUUCCAGUUUGUCAACUUCUACGCGACUCCCAUAUACGUAGGCUUCUUCAAGGGCAGGUUUGUCGGUUACCCUGGAAAUCACCAAACUCUCUUCGGAAUUCCUAGUGAGGACUGUGGUUCUGGAGGCUGUCUGAUCGAGCUUGCACAGGAGUUGCUGGUCAUCAUGGUGGGAAAACAGCUGAUCAAUAAUGUCCAGGAGUUUGUGUGUCCAAAGUUGAAAACCUGGUGGAAUAAGCGUAGGUUCCACAAGAGUGAGGAGAGGAACAGCGAGUUUGAGGGUGUUGAUGGGGGGCAAGGGCAGGGGAAGGGCACCACGCCCUGGGAGACUGAUUACCAGCUGCUGCUGUGUGAAGGGCUGUUCAGUGAAUACCUGGACAUGGUGGUGCAGUUUGGAUUUGUCACCAUCUUUGUGGCAGCACUCCCACUGGCGCCCCUCUUUGCCCUUAUCAACAACUGGAUAGAGUUGCGUCUGGACGCUCAAAAGUUUGUGCGAGAGUACCGCCGACCUGUCGCAAACCGUGCGCAGGAUAUUGGGAUCUGGUUCGAUAUCAUGCAGGUCAUCACACGUCUGGCGGUCAUCAGCAACGCCUACCUGAUCGCUUUCACCUCUGACUUCCUACCUCGCCUCUACUACCGCUAUACCACUGAAAGAAGCCUGAAGGGUUAUGUCAACUUCUCCCUCUCCUUCGCCCCCGACAGCUUUGCCAAGAACCACACCCAGUGCAGGUAUCGAGGCCACAGGGACCAUAACGGAAACCUGCUGCCUGAAUUUUUCCAACUUCUGGCUAUUCAAUUGGCUUUUGUCAUCAUAUUUGAGCAUGUGGUGUUCUUUAUAGGAAAUUUAAUUAACAUGAUGGUUCCUGAUAUUCCGGAGGAGGUGGAGAUCACACUAAAGACGGAGUAUUACAUGGCCAAGGAGGCGCUGGCUGAGAACCAGUCCCCGGGAAGGAAGAUUUUACUGGAGGAGAAGGAGAAAGAGGGACCUGAACUGCGGAGAAGACAUAAACCUGACGCCUCCACCUCUUUGCCACGGGACACUGACUCUCCACCACCCUUACUAACCCCCGUCCGUGAGGAACAAGAUUGACCCUCCACCUGACCCCAGACCCCUGAAACCCAGGGGUGGUGCUGGGUAAAAAAGUUGCCGUGGUGGGCAGCUGCUUCUUGGUGCAUAUGUUUACAUUGAAAGAUUGGAAGAAUGCCAAUAAGGCAAAGCAAUAUUUAUAGUCUGAGGAUGAAGGCGAUUCAGUUCCCUGCAUAUGAGGUAUAUAUACUCUGUUUCUUCCUAGUGGUCAGAUGCUGCCGCUAUUUUAUUCCUUCACAUAAUACACUACUGAAUGGUGGAAUUUCCUUUUCCUCAUUGGAUGUAUAGUAUGUACCCAAGCAAUGCGCUGACAUCUAUGAACAAUUUGAUAUCACAAUAAGCAGUAAUGUAAAGCCUAACUCUUAGCUUUUCCUAUUAUCUAAACUCCAUGCAUUGACAGAGAGUCAUGUUCCCUUGUUGUGCAAAAUGAUGAUAGAGCAUAGACAUACUUCAUUCAUUCAAAAACCUCCAGGAAUGAGACUAUGAAAACUUACUAUAUGGAAGAUGUAGAGUGGUACAAUAAGACUAUUUGGUACCGUAUCCCAUUUUAUCCCUCUUUAUCAAUGGGGGGUGGGGGAAUGAAUGAGAGGAACAGUUUCAAACACCAAUACAUUUGUUUAAUUAAGGGAUAAUUGGUAUCUGUUUACAUGCUUUCGCCCCAAAAUGUUGAGAAACUGAUUUAAAAGUUAUAAUUUGCAUGUUCAUAAUACAUGGUGUGAAGAUUACCAUAUUAAAUUGAUUCUGAA